GAGAGUGAAAUGUGUUUAUUACCAGCAGCGCAAACCAAAGGGGUUGCCUGAUAAAGAGGGGCAAUUUAAAGUCAAAUUAAAUCUCAACAAAGGGAUUUGCUGGCCCACUGUAUGAUAAGGUUGUUGUGGAAGUAACAUUACAACAAGAGCAGUCAACCAUCACAAUGCCAAGGAGGAGCAGAAGAUCAUAUGCUGCGAGAGAACGAGAGAGGUUGCGCAAGGAACUGUGGACACGUAAUGGUGUGAAGAUGUCACAUCGUGCCGUCCAGACUUCCCAGCGGUGCCUAGCAGGGCCCAUCCUUGAGGAACGUCGACGAGAAAUCCUGGACCUCGUCAGCUCUGUAAUGUAUCUGGCCCAUCUGCAACACACGGAUGAAACUAGGUGGACAUUUGAUGAUGUUAUGAGAGCGGCGAACACAUUGACCGAUCAAAUCACAAAGGCAGGAAGUUGCAGCUUGAACAACAGAUAUGUGAAUUUCAAUGACCUACCAGAAAAGGUUCAAACCCACCAAGGCCAAUACUGUAUGAAUAGAUGCAAGACUUUGAGUGGGUCGUUAUUCCUGAAGUCAACUGAGGGCGAGAGUGACAGUAGUGUCAGCCUCUUAGCUGGGCUCCGAGACCUCGGGACCACAUAUUCCCAGGCCUUGCUGAUGGUUGGUGCUUCGUUUGCCAGUGUUUUCCAGGAUCCACAUGGCCAAUUUGGGUUUUUCCAUUCACGUUCUGCCAGUGCCAGUGAAAGAAGAAGAUGUUGUGAGGAAUACGGGGUUGCUGCUGGGAUGGAAUCCUUUGCCACAUUGCCUGAGCUGGCUGACCGGCUGGUGCAGUUCUUCGGGAACUUGUUGCACCUCGAUACAAAAGAGUAUUCUCUCUUACCAGUGUCUUUUACCAGAGUAAAAUCGGAACAGUGUAUCGAAGAGGUAAGUGAGAUGGAGGAAACACAGAAUCCUGAAACACAGGGAAUGGUGGCCCUAGGCUCCCCAUCUCUUCCUAGACCUUACCGGCCAAGGUCAAAGAGGAAAAGGGACCGCCACACUCAAAGGAUGAGAUACCAUAUGCAGAAACAGCUGCUGAAAGAAGGAAAGAAAAGAGAUGCGUCAGAGCUAAAAGCGUUCAAGAACGCUUUCCAAGCCCGAUAUUACAAUGAGCCUGAUUUCAAGAGGAGCUUAGAGCAAGAGGAAAAGGAGGAAAAGAGAAAGGAGAGCUACCAGUUGAGAAAACAACGCCAAAAAUUGAAAUAUCACACUGACCCAGCCUUCAGAGAGAAGACGAAGGAGUAUUCAAGAUUGUACUACCAGUUGAAAAAGACAAGACUAUUAGUGCAGGAGGCAAAGGAAAAGGAGGAAAAGAGAAAGGAGAGCUACCAGUUGAGAAAACAACGCCAAAAAUUGAAAUAUCACACUGACCCAGCCUUCAGAGAGAAGACGAAGGAGUAUUCAAGAUUGUACUACCAGUUGAAAAAGACAAGACUAUUAGUGCAGGAGGCAAAGGAAAAGGAGGACAAGAAAAAUGAAGGAGCAGAGCCCACAGAGCCAUGCAACCUGACUCCUCAAAGUGAUGCCCCCCAAGAUGGAUCCAAGCAGAGGACGCAUUACAGUAUUGACCUGGUGCUCCGAGAGAGAUAAAAAAAACAUCAUCUGUAGUCAUUGUACCGCACUGACCCAGCCUUCAGAGAGAAAAGGAAACUACCAGUCGAAAAAGAUGAGCAAAAGCAAAAGUGCAUCUGAUCAACCGCCAUUAUUGCAGGUCAGGUGAUACAGGGUUUUGAUAGACUAUAAAUCAUUUUCAGAUUAGGUGUUUUGUUCAAUGUUUGUUUGCUCACUUUUUAUUGCAAGUUUAUAACAAGUAUGUUAACAUUUCACCAUAUAAUAUAAAUUCUCAGUUUUGGUGGUAACUUGGUUAAACUUUUUUGCAAACAAAUGUGAUUUUCUGAGACAGCAUGGGGAAUAAAACAACGAGGAAAUUGCUCGACAUAAUAAAGGAUCUUCUAAACCUG
Engraulis encrasicolus (European anchovy) is the source of this 1993-nucleotide messenger RNA. RefSeq lists its product as uncharacterized. The transcript is spliced from 2 exons. The record is from RefSeq and is a predicted model, not a curated record. Bases 165 to 1622 code for a protein of 485 amino acids. NCBI's taxonomy places the organism in Eukaryota, Metazoa, Chordata, Actinopteri, Clupeiformes, Engraulidae.